Nipponia nippon (crested ibis) is the source of this 1199-nucleotide messenger RNA. The record is from RefSeq and is a predicted model, not a curated record. NCBI's taxonomy places the organism in Eukaryota, Metazoa, Chordata, Aves, Pelecaniformes, Threskiornithidae.
AUACCGAAGAUACAUAGACUUAGAGAAGGCUCUGAACCAUGGAUAGCAUCUGUGCAGCAAAUACCACUUUUGCACUCAACCUCUUAAGAAAGCUGUGUGAGACCAAAAGCGGGCAGAAUCUAUUCUUUUCUCCUUUUAGUAUUUCUUCUGCUUUGUCUAUGAUUUUGCUGGGUUCAAAAGGUAACACCGAAGCCCAAAUAGCAAAGGUACUUUCUCUGAACAAAGCCAAGGAUGCUCACAACGGGUAUCAAUCGCUUCUCUCUGAAAUUAACGAUCCAAACACCAAAUACGUACUGAGAACUGCUAACCGACUUUAUGGAGAAAAGACAUUUGAGUUUCUCUCAUCAUUUAUAGAGUUGAGUCAGAAAUUCUACCAUGCUGGACUAGAACAGACUGACUUCAUGAACGCUUAUGAGGAUUCCAGAAGACAAAUAAAUGGCUGGGUAGAGGAAAGGACUGAAGGUAAAAUUCGGAACCUGUUGGUGGAGGGGAUUCUUAAUUCACUGACGAGACUUGUGUUGGUGAAUGCCAUCUAUUUCAAAGGCAACUGGGAAAAGCAGUUCAACAAAGAGUCAACAACAGAAAUGCCAUUUCAAAUUAACAAGGAGGAGACCAAACCUGUGCAGAUGAUGAUCAAGAAGGACAGAUUUAACAUGACCUAUAUUGGGGACUUCCAGACCAAAAUCCUUGAGCUCCCUUAUGUUGGUAACGAACUCAGCAUGAUCAUCCUGCUCCCUGAUGCAAUCCAGGAUGGAUCCACUGGCUUGGAAAGUCUGGAAAGAGAACUUACAUAUGAGAAGCUGAUAGAUUGGAUCAAUCCUGAAAUGAUGGACUCUACAGAGGUGAGGGUGUCUUUACCCAAAUUUAAACUGGAAGAAGAUUAUGAUCUGAAACCCAUUCUGAGCAGCAUGGGAAUGCCUGACGCAUUUGACUUAGGGCAGGCAGACUUCUCGGGCAUCUCAGCUGGCAACGAGCUGGUGCUCUCUGAAGUAGUGCACAAGUCCAUCGUGGAAGUCAACGAAGAAGGCACUGAAGUGGCAUCCGCCACGGCAGGAGUGAUGAUGAUGCGCUGUGCAAUGAUCGUUCCAGAAUUCACUGCUGACCAUCCCUUCCUCUUCUUCAUCCGCCACAACAAAACUUCCAGCAUUUUAUUCUGUGGCCGAUUUUGCUCUCCCUAAGAAGGAGAUGUCUUGGCGGAA